AUGUCUCACAUCGCUGUUGAGAGGAACCGAAGAAGGCAAAUGAAUGAGCAUCUUAAAUCCCUUCGUUCUUUGACUCCUUGUUUCUAUAUCAAAAGGGGAGAUCAAGCUUCGAUAAUCGGAGGAGUGGUAGAAUUCAUCAAAGAGCUUCAGCAAUUGGUACAGGUUCUCGAGUCCAAGAAACGUAGAAAGACACUAAACCGUCCUUACGAUCACCAAACACUCGAGCCAUCCAUAUUAGCAGCUGCAACCACUAGAGUGCCGUUUAGUCGAAUCGAAAAUGUAAUGACCACAAGCACUUUCAAGGAAGUAGGAGCAUGUUGCAACUCCCCUCAUGCUAACGUCGAAGCUAAGAUCUCAGGCUCUAACGUUGUACUGAGAGUUGUCUCUAGGAGAAUUGAGGGCCAGCUGGUGAGGAUCAUAUCCGUCUUGGAGAAACUAUCCUUUCAGGUUCUUCAUCUCAACAUUAGCAGCAUGGAGGAGACUGUCUUGUACUUCUUCGUUGUUAAGAUAGGACUAGAGUGUCACUUAAGCUUGGAGGAUCUAACCCUUGAAGUUCAGAAUAGCUUUGUGCCUGAAGUCAUCAUCUCUACCAACUAAAACCAAAAGUAUACAC
Eruca vesicaria subsp. sativa (arugula) is the source of this 613-nucleotide messenger RNA. Lineage: Eukaryota; Viridiplantae; Streptophyta; Magnoliopsida; Brassicales; Brassicaceae. The record is from the annotation of a GenBank genome assembly.